Molecule: messenger RNA, 3725 nt
Organism: Chara braunii
Lineage: Eukaryota; Viridiplantae; Streptophyta; Charophyceae; Charales; Characeae
Source: the annotation of a GenBank genome assembly
CGUUCUUUCCUCCUCCCUUGGAUUGGAGCAAGGAAGAAGAAGAGCAAGAAGAAGAAGAAGAGCAAGAAGAAGAGCAAGAAGAAGAACGAGAGCAAGAAGGAAGAAGGAGAAGGAGAAGAACAAAAAGACGAAAGAAGAAGAAGAAAAGAGACAAGAAGAAGAAGACGAAGACGAAGACGAAGAAGAAGAAGAAGAAGAAUGGCUAUGGCGGUAGCCGCAGGAGGGGUACAGUGGACGGCUACUGCGGUCUCCGGUGGGGAUGAGAGUACCGUAAAGGUGAUGAGGAGGCAAGGAUUGGGAGGCAAAGGUGGAGGGGGAGGCGGUACGUCUGCAAUCUGUGGGUGGAAAACGAGUCAUCAUCAUAUGCGGCGAAGCACCAUAGCCUGGCGCAAGUAUAUUCAUCUCCCGCCGGCCAACAAUAGUGCUGUUGGUGGAGUAAAAUCGCGCCAGAACAGUCCCUCUCGUGUCUGGGAGGAGAAGGGAAGAAUGGAGAGAAUUGUGAGAAUGGAGGGAAUUGGGAGAAUGGGGAGAAUUGGGGGUGUGAAUGCUUGGGAGAGGGAAGGCAACUCGCACAUCGUCGUGGAAGAGGAGAAGAUUCGAGCACCGUCGGAUGUUGAUUCUGUCGCGAUUGGAAUAGCGGUCGUCGAUGAAGGAAGCGGAGUCGAUCAAAGAGGAGGAGAGAGAAGCGAGAAUGAUCAAAUACCGAGCAGAGGGGAAAACAAGCAGAGACAGCAGGAAGAUGAUGAUGAUGAUGAGGAGGAGGAGGAGAGGGAGGAGGAGAUGUGUGUAUUUGCAUGCACACAUGUCCUGCGAUCUGCGAGCAUUGAGGAGAAGGAUGAAGAGGGAAACAGAUUAGGGUUAGGGUUUAUCACGGACCGGGUUAUUAACGAUUUCGACAGUUCUGACAAAUCUGACAAUUCUGACAAUUCUGACAAAUCUGACAAAUCUGACAGAUACGGUAGAUUGGAUAGUAUUCGUAGCGUCCUGGUAAGUGCGGCAGAAGAUACGGUUUCUGGCAGGUCAGGUAGUUCUGACAAGUCUGACAGUUCUUCUGACAGAUAUGGUAGAUCUGACGGUGUUGGUAGCGUCCCGAUAAGUACGGCGGAGGAUAAGAUCUCUGCCAUGUCUGACAGUUCUGACAGCUCUGACGCUGUCGGUAGCGUCCUCUUAAGUACAGCGGAGGAUAGGGUCUCUGGUAGAUUUGAUAGUUGUGGACACUCUGAAAGUUCUUCUGACAGGUCUGAGGUAUCUGACAGAUCUAGUAGAUCUGAUGAUGGGGUCGGUAGCCUCCUGACGAGUACGGCCGAGGAGAAUAUGAUUUCUGGCAGACCUGACAAUUCUACUGACGAUUCCGAUAGAUCUGACGGACUUUGUAGAUCUGAUGGUGGUGCUGGUAGGGUCUCGAUAGCCACUCCCGAAGAUAAGGUUUCUGAGAUCUCUAUCAUCUCCGCUAGUCCAGAAGAUCAUGCUGCUGCAGCUGUUGCUGCUGCUGCUGAUGAUGAUGCUGAUGGUGAUGAUGAUGGAGGUGAUGAUGAUGGAGGAGAUGGUGAUUUUGGCGGGAAGAAGUUACGUAGAAGGAAACUCCAGGUUAGCGUCUCGACACCUACUCCUGAGGAUAAGAUUUCUGAGAUUUCUAUCACCUUCGCUGCUGCUAGUCCGGAAGAUGCUGCUGCUGCUGCUGCUGCUGCUGCUGAUGAUGAUGAUUGUAAUGCUGAUGGUAAUGCUGAUGGUGAUGAGGAUGGAGGUGAUGGAGGUGAUGGAGGUGAUGGUGAUUUCGGCGGGAGGAAGGCGCAGAGAAAGAAGCGGAGGGUUAUUGUCAGGAGACGAGUGGUAGUCAAGAAGCGGUCAGAUCGGAAGGGUGACGUGGCAAGAGAAGCACAGGAAGAUCGGAAGGGUGACGUGGCAAGAGAAGCACAGGAAGAAUCUUCGAUCGCGUCGAGAGAAGAAGUGACACGUGGCAGCUUCCGAGACCAGGAGAUGAUGAAUGCGUGGCGAGUCGAGAAGCGGCUCCCUGUCCGUCGAUCAAUUGGGGUUGAUCUGGGAAAUAAGCGGACCGGGAUCGCUGUCACGCAUGGCGGCAUGGCUCCGCGUGCGCUAGAGGUUGUCGAAGGUGCAAGCCACGCGCAGCUAGCUCAAGCUUUACUGAGAAUUGCACAAACGGAGGGUGCGGAUGAAUUUGUUGUGGGACUUCCGCUUUUGGCAAACGGGCAGCAAUCUGAGCAGGCAAGGAAGACGCGUUCAUUCGUUAACGUGCUAGCGGUUGCAGCAGCACAGAGGGGCUGGAGGGUCUUGAUGUUUGAUGAGUACAGCACAACGAAAUCAGCAAUGGACUACAUGCUGGCAACCUUUGGGCGGGAUGCACGAAUGGUGUGGCCCAAGGAUAGUCUGCUGCAGGAGAAGGUAAGGGAAAGUUUGCCUCGGGACCCCGUUGACGAUUUCGACUUUCUUGACGAUAUGUAAUCUGGGAAGAAGAGCUCUUUUGGCCACUGCAGCUUCUGAAGAUCUGAGUAUGAAGUUACUCACAGGUUAACUCAGCACGGAAGUUACUCCGCACAGAAGGUAAUCAAAAUUGAAGUUACUCUAAAGUUACUCUGAAGUUACUCUGAAGAUACUUCGAAGUUUACUCGGUCCUCAGAAGUUACGCAGAAGUUACGCAGAAGUUACGCAGAAGUUACUCAGACGUUGCACUGAAUUUAGAAGUUGUUCAGGAUGUUUUUGUAAUCUGGGAAGCUUAGCAUUGAAGGCUCUGAUGAUCUGAUCUGUGCAUCGGCGGCUAGGAUUUAAUCUGAGAAGCCUUGCAAUCCGUAUCAAGUUUUACUAAUCUUUUUUAUUUUUUUUUAGUAAUUUUGAACCUACAUUCUGGAUAUAGUUGUGGAUAAGCUCUGGUGUCUAAACGUUGGACGUAGAUUUGGAUGAGAAGUACAAAAUAGGGGCAACCUUCGUCCUAUAGAGAAUGGAUAGCUAUGCUGCAACUUCAUCUAAAAGGAGGGGAAAAUCUGCUCUAGACUCUAGAGUCUAAUCUCAAAUCUGUCUACCUGGAGUUAGUGGGUGUAUAGUACUGUAUACGUUGACAAAUACAGGUAAGGGAUGUGAUUUCCACAGGGAUGUGAUUUCCACUCGCACAUUUGCCGGGGAUAUAGGUAUCUAGUGUCUACUAUAUGGAGCAAAUGAAUGUGCUGUUGUUAGCUUAACCUGUCUAUUUAACAUUUAUUGGGGAUGUCUAAGUGGAGUUAGGAGAUAGAUAGAUGGAUAGACAGAUGGAUAAACGAUUUGCUAUAACAGUAUAACUCGUACGUCUCGUCAAGAGUUAAGAAGGAACAUUCAAUGCACUGUGACCUAGCCUGUCUAUUUAUUUAAUCUUCCUGCCAUCUUGGGGGAAAUGGUGGUCAUGGUGUCCUCCACCGACUGACAUCUGUUAUGACUGCAAAUCUGCCCUCCUCGCCAGGGCUGAUAACUUUAUAUAUAAGUUUAUAAUAGUUUUUAAGUUUUAUAAUAUUUUAGAUCCGUUCAGCACAGUUGAUAAUUUUAAUCUGCGUCGAAAAUCUGUUUAUCUGGGUAGAAGAAGUCCCAUGAAUGUGGAAAAAGACUGUCUCUUCAUCCACCUUGGAUUCUCGUCCAGUGUGGAUGAACAUUGAAAAUCUGAUUCUGAAAUUUCGGUGGGUAGGUUGGGAAACUUGGGAUGUAAUUUUUGUGUUUAGUUCGUUUAAUGAAGCUAAAUACCUUUG